AUGUCUGAUUCUGCAAAAUCCUCACCAACAAAGAAUGAUGGUGUUCCAUCGCUACAACAAAUGGUAAUCAACGCCAUUCCACUCUCAAGUAUACCACCUUUAAGUCCUGCGAAAAAGGUAAAGAAGGCUUCGAAGAAGGAGAAGACACCGCGUGUAAACCUCAACUCUUCAUCUCCCUCUGCCUCAAUUAAGAAAGCGAAGAAGAAGAGCAAGAAAUCAAAAUCUGAAUCGAGGAGUACUUUUACAAUGUCUGAGCUUCACGUUGAUCCACUUCCAUCGAGUGGUGUUGCAACGCCUGCCGCUGAUCCUACAGUUGAGAAUGUUGACGCAUCUGGUAAGAAUUCUCUUAAUCAAAACCUUGAUGUUCCAAAUCCUGCUGAAACCCUAGGUUUAAAGGACCCUGUUGUGUCUGGAAAUUUGGGGAAAAAUGUUACCACAUCUUUGGCACCAGAAAACCUUGUGAACUAUUCUGAGUCUGAUGAGAGUCCCCCACCUAAGACUGCUGAAAAGGAUGAUAAUGAAAAUCCUGAUGUUGUAAUUGUAAAUGAAACAACUGUUAGUGAUAAGACUAUCCCUACAAAUUCUGAGGCAAGUGUAGCUAGGAGGACUAGAAGUAGGGCUGGUAAAGGUGUAGAAACUGCUAACACACCUAUCCAAACACCCAAACCAUCUAGGGCUGGAAAAAUUACUGGUAGAAAGCCCCUAUAUGGACCUCCAAAACCUAAUGGGUCUGCUAGAUGGAAAUUUGUAUAUCACAGGAGGUUGGCACUAGAGAGGAAUCUAAAAGAUGAUAUCCUUCAAUGCCAAAGUGUUGUUGAAGCUAUUGAGUAUGCAGCAAGUCCUGAAUAUAGGCAAGUAUUUGUUCGUGGGAAAUGUGUCAAAUUCUCACCAACUGUGAUUAACCAACAUCUGCAAAGAAGUUCUGAUGAGGUGGCUGCUCUAAAAGUCACAGACAAUGAGGUCUGUAAGGUCCUCACAGGUGGCAGGAUAAAGGCUGAGGAAGCUGCUGAGACUGCUGAAGGUGAGCCUGAUGGACAAGAAGGAUUGGAAACUAGUGGCUCUGAUGAUGAUACUGAUGAUAUGCUGGAGGACUCUGAUGAAAAUCACAAAAGGGUCUUUGAUCUGGGCUUAGAUCAAAGGGAAGAUUGUAAUCUGGAUCUAGAUUAUAGUGGAAAACUCACAGGCGUGGAGACUGGACUCGCCUAG
This is a messenger RNA of Trifolium pratense (red clover), 1206 nucleotides long. RefSeq lists its product as uncharacterized. Lineage: Eukaryota; Viridiplantae; Streptophyta; Magnoliopsida; Fabales; Fabaceae. The transcript is spliced from 6 exons. The coding region runs from base 1 to 1206 and encodes 401 amino acids. The record is from RefSeq and is a predicted model, not a curated record.